Molecule: messenger RNA, 1107 nt
Organism: Lindgomyces ingoldianus
Lineage: Eukaryota; Fungi; Ascomycota; Dothideomycetes; Pleosporales; Lindgomycetaceae
Exons: 2
Coding region: 247-618 (123 amino acids)
Source: RefSeq, a predicted model, not a curated record
CCUGGCACUGGCUGUCACUUUCUUCCAGGGCUCAACCACCACACGCCUUCAUACCUCAUGUAGGGUGCAAGAAUCAAGCAACGAGCUCAGCAACAGCGCGUCGUGAUAUCUGACCUUCACGCCGCCAUUUUCUUGCGUUCCGCAUCUUCCCUGUGUCGCUCCUUCCUCCCAUCAGCCGUCUCCCACCCCCGAGCCCGCCCCCCCGAGCUCCCAAACACUUCUCCAAAGACACAUAUAUAUUUCAACAUGGGCUACAUCCUCUUUUCCCUCUCCUUUGCCUUUCUCGUGCUCGCUACCGCCGCCUACUUUACGCGCCACCACUGGCUGCACCGACUCCCAAUCCCCGAACCUCUCUAUACGCGCCUUCCAACCUCCUUCCGUGACGAUAUCGAGGCGGGCCUCUCCUCUUCGGCCUUCGAUCUUAGCGCCAACAUCGAAGCCGGAGAUAGUCGGCAGGGCCUCGAUGACCGGGCCAAGCGCGAGGUCCAGGCGAUUAUGAAGCAGAGAGGUGUAGGCUUCGAUGAAGCAAGGCGGAUCUUUAUGCAGGACCGGUUCAAGAAGAAUGGGAUUGGGCCAGAUGGGAGGCCGAGGGAUCCGAAGUUUGUUAGUUUUUCUUAGGGUCGAGAGAUGGCCAGCUCUUGGUUGAACAUGUCGGUUAAUUAUCUCUUUUGUAUGGGCUAGGCUGGUUGGAUGGCUUGUUCGAUCCUGGUGCAGGCGUCUUUUAUUCUGGAUCGGUUGAGGUCCAAAAAAGGACACUGUGCCGAAGAGGCAUUGGAGCAGUUGUGUUUUGAAGCCCUUCACUCUGCAUUCGCGUUCGAAUGAAUGCUAUCGCGUUUCCUAUGUCAGUUACCACGUCUUUAUCUUCCUUGUUCUUUGAUUCCCCCAUCCCUGAAAGCAUUCUCCCGUCAUCUGUCAGCUCGCACUUCACUUAAACCACCGAGGUCGAGUCGAUGCUCAUCUUGAUCGUAUCGCUUCAGUUUCAUGUAUCCAUUACACCACCUUCCCGCUGAGACUCGCCGAGUAACUGUAAUGAUUCGAGUUGUAGUUUAGCUUGUGUCGAGAGGGAAAUUAAAGAACAUGGAAAUGCGGAGAAUCCUACUCCAUUUC